AUGCGACGACUACUACUGUUGUGCACGCACCCCAUUGGCUGCUGCACCACCGCUACCGUAGCAGCGGCACCGGCGCUGGUGUUUGGCGCGCGUGGCAUUGCGACCAGUGGCCGUGUCACCAACGAGGACCGCCGCUGGUGGCUGGUGCACCUCGAGUGCGCGCCGGAUGUGACGGCCGGCACGUUUGUCUCAUGGCUCGACUGCUGCGGCACCCACACCACCAAGAAGCUCAUCGAGCGCAACAUCUGGACCAUCGAGCAGGUGGCCGAGCUCGACUCGGACCGCGUAGACGAGCUCAAGUACAGGGAGGGCUGCCUGAAGAUGGACAUCGUCUGGGAGCAUGCGCGCACCAUCAUCACGCCGCUGAAGCAGCGCGAGGUGAGCGGUGGUGUUGAGUCGCAACUGCAAAGUCGCAUUCUGGAGCUGCGCAAGAAACGAGAGCUGGAGCGGCAGCGCGAAUCAAUCGCGAAGGAGCGGGCGACGCUGAAUGACAGGCGUGAGGAGACGCUGCAGAAGUUGCGCGAGUCCAUCGCAGCGAGGAAAGCCGCGCUGCGCAGGAAGUUGGACGCGCAGCGCAGCGAGGCCGCACCAGCGGCUGCGGCUGCUGAGAGCACCUCGACGGAGGCACAUAAGGAAUCAAUGGAGGCAGCUGUGGAGAAUGAAUCUGUAGGCAGCGUUGUGGAUCGAAUGAGCGGCAACAAGCCGCCUCGUACCUAA
This is a messenger RNA of Leishmania braziliensis MHOM/BR/75/M2904, 717 nucleotides long. RefSeq lists its product as hypothetical. Bases 1 to 717 code for a protein of 238 amino acids. NCBI's taxonomy places the organism in Eukaryota, Euglenozoa, Kinetoplastea, Trypanosomatida, Trypanosomatidae. The transcript has a single exon. The record is from RefSeq and is a predicted model, not a curated record.